Molecule: messenger RNA, 2177 nt
Organism: Hyalella azteca
Lineage: Eukaryota; Metazoa; Arthropoda; Malacostraca; Amphipoda; Hyalellidae
Product: AN1-type zinc finger protein 4
Exons: 6
Coding region: 62-2062 (666 amino acids)
Molecular function (GO): zinc ion binding; protein binding
Source: RefSeq, a predicted model, not a curated record
CCGUCUGGCGCACUCGGAGAGUUUCGAUGAUCCAGACAACGAAGACGAUGAUGAAGAACUCAUGGAAAUUCAAAUCCAGACUCUUACGGGCACCACUUUCAGGGUGCGGGUGUCAUCCAGAGAAACCGCGUGGGGCCUCAAAAACCUGCUGCACAGAACCGAAGGCCUGGUGUGGAGCCAGCAGCACCUUCUGCUGGGCCAGCAGGAGCUUCAGGACGACGUGCCGCUGCAGCAGCAGGGCGUGACGCACGGCUCAGUGCUGCGUCUCGUGAUCAGCCUCAAGGGCGGCCCCGUGAACGCCAGGAGGAACCUGCCACCUGACGACCUCUUGCUCAGAGAAGUCAGCGAGAUCAUGGACGAGAGAAGAGACGAACUGUGGGACUCGUCAGGAGGUCGGGCCGUGACGCUGCUGGUGCUGCGAGACGGCGACUCCGUGAACCUGUACCGGGUCAUGGAGCACGAGGAUGGGUCGUUCUCUCCCCUCAACCAGAGCUGGGCCUCCAGCACACCUGGCGGAGCGUUGGAGCGCUCCCUGGGCUCUAGAGCUGACGAAGAUGCCAAGACGCAGUCCACUCUGGAGCAGCUCAGGGCCAAGAUGGAGGCGAUCAAGCUCAAUGCCAAAAAGAAGAAAAAACCUCUCUCUGGUGGAAGGAAGAAAUCAACUGCUCAAGGUACCAAGAACAGCGCUGUCCAAGUGAAGCCAGUGGCAAACAAAGCUGUUGAAGGCAAACAACAUUUCUCCAGCAUUCCACCAGACCUCGUUAGCGACAUCACACCAAAAGUCAAAGCAGCUAAGGUCGAACAACGCAAGCCCAAAAGUGGAGGACUUCGUAAGAUACAUACAAGGAAAAUGAGCACUAGGCCAUCUACACAGGAACAACGAUCUUUGGAGCUCAGAAAGACAAGCGUGUCCCGUACGGCGGUAAUAUCGGACGAAUUUCCACACUCUCUGCCGCCAAGAUCUAUCGACUUUUCCGGCAAACGACCUCUUGAUGAUAUAAGGUCCAAGAACAACCGAAUUAGACUGGGGAAGGUGGAAGAAGAUGUACCUAGUAAAAUUGGCACUAUGGUUAGUGGUGCUGCGACGGCAGAGAGAGCGGAUGUAAAUGGUUAUUCAUCUUAUAGGCAGUCUUUAGUUAGGCAUGGGAGAGAGGCUGGGCCGAAAAGCAUAAAUCAGGAGCCAGCUAUGGCUUCCCUUCCAAAUGCACCUCCUCGUAGAUUUAAUCCUCCAAUGCCUUUCUACCCUCCCCAAACGAGACCUCGUAGAGAGGUUGAUCCUCUGUAUAGUUCGCACAACAAUUUCGACAGGCUCCCAAUUCCACGGGAUUUUGAUAAUAGACCCAGAACAUCCCCUGAAAUACUAGAAAGACGGCCCGGAUCAACUCCAGAGAGCUUUAGAGAAAAAAUUCAGCUUCGUGACCCCAACCCUCAACUAAUGGACUUGAUGAACAUUUUAAAUUCUUCUAGAAGAAGAUCGCUAGACCAAGCGUCACAGUCAUUUGGUGCUAAAUCAGACCAUAAAACUUUUAGGGAAUUUAAUAACAUUAGUCGCACAAGUCACGGAGUAACACCUAGGAAAGUAAAAACCCCGAUGACGUCGUCAUUCGGUAUCAUGUCGAAACCCUCUAGCGCGAACAGUGGCCUUUUCGCCAACACUAUGGGAUCAUCAGGUUCAGCGGAACAAACGGAAUUUUUUCGUGAGCUCAUUCGUUCCCAGGUCGCAGCAUCCCAAUUUUCAUCUAGAAAAACCACGCCUGACCAAGCAAAGAAGCCUCGAAGGCCAGUAAGUGGUCGUGGCCACAUCCCAGCCUCACCUGCUCGCCUCCCGCCGGUUACACCUAGUCGAAAAAAACGUGCUGGAGGACGAAAACCAAGAUGCGCUCAAUGCGGUAGGAGGAUUCAGAUCUCUUCUACGUACAAUUGCCGUUGUGGGGGACUUUUUUGUGCUCAACAUAGAUAUUCCGAAGCACACAGCUGCAGUCACGAUUAUAAGACAGAGGGACGCAAUCUCCUGCAGAUCGCCAACCCUUUAGUUGAACCUCAAAAACUACCAAAAAUUUAGUCGGAGAUCUCACUAAAAUAAAAUGUACCAAGAGUAAAUGAAAGCUGAAUCAACUUGAGCUCCUACCGCAUUUUAAAGAGGGUGUUCAAAUUGAAGGAAAGAAUACAUAAGAGUU